AUGGCUGAACAAAUGCAAGCCUGGCAAGCCGCCAGCCCAGGAACUUUCGAAUCCGUCUUCAAACACCACACCACAAUCCCCAAACCAACUCCCGAAUCCCUCCAACCAGGCCAAAUCCUCGUCCAAGUCUCCCGCGCUGCUCUCAACCCCGCAGACUACAAGAUCGUCGAACUAGGCCUUGCCUCGCGCGCAAUUACUUCCUACCCUAAGACUCCAGGCAUGGAUCUCAGCGGUCGCGUUGUAGCUGUCGCAUCAGACGUCGCUGACGCCAAAGAAGGCGAUUAUGUUCUUGCGCGCGCUAACCCGCUCAAGGCAUUUGGAUCGCUGUCCCAAUUCACUGUUGUCGAUAAGGAAGGGUACAGCGUUAUUCCUCAAGAUAUGGACUUGGAUCAAGCUGCUGGUGUGGGAACCGCGGGAUUGACUGCGUACCAAAGCAUUCAGCCGUAUGUUAACAGCGGCGACAAGGUCUUUAUAAAUGGUGGUUCAGGCGGUGUUGGACUUUGGGGUAUUCAGAUCGCCAAAGCGCUGGGAUGCCAUGUUACUGUCUCUUGCUCAACAGGUAAAGCAGAUCUGUGCAAGAGUCUAGGCGCGGACGAUAUCAUCGAUUACAAGACCAGCGACGUCAUGGCCGAACUACGCAAGCGCGGACAAGUUUUCAGUCUCUGUGUUGAUAACGUAGGAAACUCACCUCCCAACCUAUACGGAGCGUCAAACGAUUACCUCCUCCCUGGAAGCAGCUACGUUUUCGUUGGCGGACACGUCUCAGCUAAGAGUGUCCUCAGUCUGACUGCUGGUAUCGUGCGUCCUGCGUUCUUGGGCGGUGUCAAGGCCAAGUUUGUGAGUUAUAUGACUGUGAACAAGACCAAAGACUUAAACCAGUUGAGGGAUUGGUUGGCUGAGGGUAAAGUCAAGACUGUUAUUGACUCGACGUUUGGGUUCAAGGAGGCGGAUAAGGCGUUUGAGAGCUUGAAGAAGGGGUCUAGUGGGGGUAAGAUUAUUGUCAGGGUUGAGGAGUAA
Molecule: messenger RNA, 1017 nt
Organism: Fusarium venenatum
Lineage: Eukaryota; Fungi; Ascomycota; Sordariomycetes; Hypocreales; Nectriaceae
Cellular component (GO): mitochondrion
Molecular function (GO): oxidoreductase activity
Source: RefSeq, a predicted model, not a curated record